Messenger RNA from Caenorhabditis remanei, 657 nucleotides. RefSeq lists its product as uncharacterized. Lineage: Eukaryota; Metazoa; Nematoda; Chromadorea; Rhabditida; Rhabditidae. The record is from RefSeq and is a predicted model, not a curated record. The transcript has 4 exons. Bases 1 to 657 code for a protein of 218 amino acids.
AUGCGGCGGUUACUACUAGUUUCGUUUUUUGUGUUGAUGAUGGUUGGAGAAGUGGUUGGAAGGGAGACGAGAGAGGUGGAAAAGAAACAGGACACGGUCGCGUGUGGAGAACUCCGAGAAGAGUACGUACGCGUGUGCACCGGUCAGAACACAAAACGACGGGAACAAAAGGACAAAGACUUUUGUAACGCGUUCGAGAACAUUUGCUUUUCGAUUUCAGAGGGAGAGCCGGAUAAGGAAAAGGAAAAGCCACAGGAUUCAGAAACCCACAAUCAUCGAACCGCAGCGAUAUCUCCGGAGGCAGCUGCUGGGCCCCAGAACCACAAAAAGAAAAAUUUUGCGAGAUUCUGCAAGGAAUUCAAAAAUCGAUAUCUCUACGUGUGCCCGGACCCGUUCCGGUUUGGAGAGAAGGCUAUCGUCUUCUGCCCGGUAUACUCUGAAAAGUGUCAAGUGCCCCUCCCGGAUAAACCAGUGGUCCCACAACGAAAGUCAUCUCGAAAGCGUAAUGGAGGAGGCGCUGUCAACCAGUUGUGCAGGAGUUAUCAGGGAUUCGCAAUGAAUUACUGUAAUAAUCCGUUGCUCACCGCUCAGGGACAGUACCGCGCGGCGUGUGAUAAGUACUGGAGGUAUUGUGGAAAGUUUCAUCAGCAGGGAUAA